AUGAGGGAAUCGGUACUGGAGGCGUACGAGUUUUGCGAGAAACACGACCUUGCUGCACUCUGGGCUUAUCUUUUCGCCAACUGGUAUGCGCCAGGGAGGUGGGAGCUGUGGGCACGCUCUGCCCAUUUUGGCUUCAGGACGAUAUCAUCAAUGGCUCCCCUCUCAGAGAUGCCGACCUGGACUGUUACAAUGUCUGUGAAGCUGUCAUCAUCUCACCAAAGUCACUACAGAGGUGCAAGGGAUAUUCAGCCUUACAAGGAGUGGUUGCUGCUUGUGACCGCACCCACACCGGGUGCUGGUGAUUACGAGAACCCCCGACACAAGCACCAGACCGACCUUGAGCUCAUGACUUGCACCUGCAACGAGUCCCUCUAUUCACCUGUCUUCCUCUGUCCUGGCCUCGGUAGGUGGCAACGUGGGUUGCGGCCAAGAAGAACUCCUGGCUUCGGCUGCGUCGUACGGAGGACGAGGUAUCGGCCGAGAGGAUGUGUGGCUAUCUAA
This is a messenger RNA of Cryptococcus amylolentus CBS 6039, 501 nucleotides long. RefSeq lists its product as hypothetical. Bases 1 to 501 code for a protein of 166 amino acids. The record is from RefSeq and is a predicted model, not a curated record. The transcript is spliced from 5 exons. NCBI's taxonomy places the organism in Eukaryota, Fungi, Basidiomycota, Tremellomycetes, Tremellales, Cryptococcaceae.